ACUUCCGUAUUGACAAACGUCAUUUGUCUCUAAUCUAAUAGGAGCACUUAACAGCAGUAAAAGAAGCUCUGGAAUGGUCUCUUCCUUGAAUCUGGCCGUACCCCUAUUCGCCAUUGAAGCCCGCAGGGGAAGCUUUCUUCGUAAUCUGAACGCAUGACCAGAUGAACUGCUUUAAAGGUUUGACUUGUUUCACCAAGCAAUUGAAGUGCAGCACCUCUGUGCUCGGACGGCUUGAGAAUGGUGUUCUUGUUGCCAAAAAUGAUAGUUUCCCCUCUUCAUUAGCACAAAGAGGAUAUGUAGCAGCAACAUCACUUGUUCGAGAUGGAUAUACAAGUGCACAUCCUCAAAAGAUAUCGAAUUCAGCAAGAGAUACACCAUGGAAGAUUAAGCUUCCGUUUGGCCUUUCAAGGAAUACUUUAGGACCAGAGAAAUGUGCAAUGUCUAUAUCUUUUCGACAUAAACAUGGCUGGAACUCUGAUCCAGACUUGAGCAGAGACUUUCUUGUGCAGCUUUGGGUUGAAGAUAACAAAAGACUAAUUUCUGAAGAAAAUAGAAGUCGAAAGAUUCGCAAGCAUCUUCACAAUGAUGUUGCACCUGUUGGUAGUCAAUCUUCCUUUGAAGUUCCACGUGGAUCUUUUGAAGAGAUGAAGCCAGCCUUGGAGCAACCACCUACCAGCCAACCUGUCACGGGGUUUCUUAAACCUACGUCUUUAGAGGAGGCUCUGGUUGCUCCUCUUCUUGCAAGAUCCAAUCUCCUGAUUACAAGGGAUAUAGAAUGGGCAAAUCUUACUGUUGGUUUUGAGCAGGAGAAUCGAUAUGCGGUAGUUGAUCUCUGCUAUCCUCACUCACCUGUAGGUAAUAUUCGGGAAAAGAGUAAUGUCAUUGCAAGACAGCUUUUGCGAUCAAGGCGUCCUUUCUCUGCGAGUAUAACCGAUGCUUUGGGUAGCGAACUCUUUAGGGUUCGCAGGCCUUUUUGGUGGAUCACCAGUUCAAUUUAUACUGAGAUUAAUGGAAAGGAAAUUGGUGUUGUUCAUAGGAGAUGGCAUCUUUGGAAGAGAAUUUACGAUUUAUAUUUGGGGAAUAUGCAGUUUGCAGUGGUUGAGAAUCCUGGAUUCUGGAACUGGACAUUUACUUUGAAGGACAUUAAUGGAGAAGUGCUGGCUGAAAUAGAUCGUAACUGGAGGGGUUUUGGUUUUGAGCUUUUUACUGACGCUGGCCAGUAUGUUAUCCGAUUUGGCACUGCUGAUCCCAGUUAUCCUGAUGGAGAGAGUCAAGAGUUGCAAGUGAAUCAUCCGUUGACUCUGGCACAGAGAGCAGUAGCUGUUGCUUUAGCUAUCUCACUGGAUAAUGACUAUUUCUCAAUGCAUGGUGGCGUGAGCAUUCCUUUCUUUGUGGUCGGAGAAUGAUGUUUCAAGGGUUGGAAUUUUUGGCAAUCUACCAGGGUUUUGUACAUUACAAGAUCCUUUUGCUGAGGUGCUUCUCCGCUCUGGAGAUGGUAAAUGACUAUCAGGUGAAUUGGUUCUUGGUACAUCUGCAAUGGUUGUGGACAAGAUUUGUUGCUCGUUUGCUGGCAAUUAUGAUGGUCAUAUGCAAUGUUGAUGAAAAUUAGUAAUAGAAUUAGUAUCUGUUGUUUAUGGCCUUGAAGAAUGAGCAAGUUUGUAAUUCUUCUUAGAUGAUUGUACACAAGGCCAACAAGAACCCUUAUGUUUUUGUGAAGCAUGAUGAUGAAAAAUUAUAAGACUCCAGGCUUGAUCAAAUGCUUAUUGGAGUUUUCUGAGAUCUUUGUUAGAAUGAAAUUCAGAGUUUCCUUGGAACAA
This is a messenger RNA of Coffea eugenioides, 1817 nucleotides long. RefSeq names its product altered inheritance rate of mitochondria protein 25. Bases 162 to 1406 code for a protein of 414 amino acids. The record is from RefSeq and is a predicted model, not a curated record. Gene Ontology annotation, molecular function: phospholipid scramblase activity. Gene Ontology annotation, biological process: plasma membrane phospholipid scrambling. Gene Ontology annotation, cellular component: plasma membrane. The transcript has 12 exons. NCBI's taxonomy places the organism in Eukaryota, Viridiplantae, Streptophyta, Magnoliopsida, Gentianales, Rubiaceae.